AUGCACAGCAUCCAAAUAUCAGCAGACAGCUCGAACAUUGGCGGGGCUCCCAACUCUGGUAGGAUCAUCGCCUCGUUGGAGUCCAUGAGGGCGUCCUCCCCGACGCACCUCAAAGCCCCGACUGGGCUCUUGACUGACGACGACGAUCGUCUCUCCUGGAUGGUGAGUCGCCAAAUUUCUCUCUUUCUCGCUCUCUCUCCCUCUGCUUCUGUCUCUGUACGGCCUCCCCUUGGGCCUCUGCUUCCUGGGAAUUGCUGACGUCGGUCCGCCAUUCGCAGCGCGACCAUCCCUCGGCGCUGAACAUGUUCGAGGAGAUUGUGGGCAUGUCAAAGGGCAAGCAGAUAGCCAUGUUCCUCGACUACGACGGGACUCUCUCCCCCAUCGUCGACGACCCCGAGGUCGCAUUCAUGUCUGAAGCGGUUCGUCUCCAGUACCCUCCUCUUCCUCCUCCUGCCCUUCUCCUCCUCUGUUCCCCAUUCACGUACUUCCAACAGAAGUUUUCUGUAGGCUGAUUCGUUUCUUGCCUCAGAUGAGGGAGGCCGUCCGGGACGUGGCCCAGUACUUCCCCACGGCCAUUGUCAGCGGCAGAUGCAAGGACAAGGUUAAUAUCUCAUCCGACACCAUAACUUGUUCUGUUUCUGUCUUCUUUCCUUUUCGACGAUGGCUAGCGAUAGGUUUUCAACCUUUGCUGCUCUAAAAGAUCUCUCAUGGCAUCGGUGCAGGUGUUUGGCUUUGUGCAACUUGCGGAGCUUUACUACGCGGGGAGCCAUGGCAUGGAUAUCCAAGGUCCUGAGGUGUCCAUCGGCACUAAAUGCACCAGGGUAUGCUUUCCGACCCAGAAGAGUGGAUCCAGAUAUCCAUUUAUAUAAAUAUAUAUCUGUUUCGUUCUACGGAUUGUUCCUGGUUUAACGUGACGUGGAUUUGCUGCAGGGAAGCAAAUCAGUUCUUUUCCAGCCAGCCAGCGAGUUCCUCCUUAUGAUCGAUGAGGUGAGCUCAGCUUCUUCCCUCCCCCGCCUUGUCUUACCAGGUCCUUUCUAACGGGUCUCUGUUUUUCUUCUCUGGUUACUCACCUCUGAAGGUGUACAAGGCUCUGGUGGAGAAGACCAAAGCCAUACCCGGCGCGAAGGUUGAGAACAACAGGUUUUGUGUAUCCGUACACUUCCGCUGCGUGGAUGAGAAGGUGAGAGACAGAACCCUCAGUUAGGGCUCUGUUCUUGAGUUCUAUGUCGCUUAGUAGAGCUUGCCCUUGCCAUAACUGGGAAGGCCAGAGAUUGCUCUCCUCACCUUCUGUGUUUGCUUGGCUCAGAGAUGGGUCGGACUGGCGGAGCAGGUCGGGUCCGUCCUGAAGGGGUAUCCCAAGCUGCGGGUCACCCAAGGCCGCAAGGUACUUGGCGGGCUUCUUCGUUCCUCCGUUCCCUUCCUUCUCUCAGUGAUUUAUGUAAACAAGAUGUGCGCAUCAAAGUGACUGAGCUUCCCACUGCAGGUUCUGGAGAUCCGAUCAUCCAUUAAAUGGGACAAGGGGAAGGCCCUCGAGUUCCUCCUCGAUUCUCUCGGUAAGCUUCACAUUUGCAAACCCCAGGGACGACGACUCAACCUGAAGUCAAAUGUCAGAUUUGACGAAUUUCUCCUUCCACUUCUCAUCACAGGUUUCGCCGACAGCGAGGAUGUGCUGCCAGUGUAUAUUGGGGACGACAGGACCGACGAAGACGCUUUCAAGGUACCAUGGCUCCGGCUCCGCCAUCUUUCUUUCUUUGUACCCCCUUGGUUUCUCCUCAAAUAUCAGCAGGUAGUUGAGGCCGCAAAGGUCCUCCACCGCCACCGCCGCCGCCUCCGUGGGCGACAACGCAAACCGUUAACUAUUGGUAUCCUGAUGUGAUCGCUCCUCCACCAGGUCCUACGAGAGAGAGGACAGGGGUUCGAUCCCCAAGGAUACCAGCGCAUCUUAUUCCCUGCGGGAGCCCCUGGAGGCAAGCUCUCUCUCUCUCUCUCUCUCUCUCCCAGCGGCCUUCCUUUUCUGUUGGGGUUGGGGGAAGGCUUGGUCUAGGGGAUCACCAGUUGGGUUUGUCGGUGGAUCGUGGGCCGAGACCCGCUUUCUGUCUCUAGGUUAUUUAAUGACUUAUGGGCCAUGCAGGUCAUGGAGUUCCUUAAGCGGCUGGUGGACUGGAAACGCGUCUCGACGAACCCUCCACCCAGCGAUUCACAGAAGUUAUCAGGACUCCUUGUUCGUCCCUCUAAUCGUGUGUUCGCCCCCACGGGUUUUUGCACGUGUGAGAUGCGCGACCGCCGCCUCCUCCCAACAUGCGUGAGUUAA
Molecule: messenger RNA, 2311 nt
Organism: Spirodela intermedia
Lineage: Eukaryota; Viridiplantae; Streptophyta; Magnoliopsida; Alismatales; Araceae
Source: the annotation of a GenBank genome assembly